UUUUUGAUCAAUUCAGGGCAAGCAGCAUUUAUCAGAUUAAAAUUUCUGCUGGCAGUCGAGUUUGCGAGGUGCCUCGUCUUUUUUAGUAAACGAUUUUAUAGGACAUGUGACUAAAUUACCCGCUCACAUGGCGGCUGUGUUUGCAUGAUCCGCUUUAGUUUUUAAAGUCCAGUGCUCGAGCUCGCUCUGCAACAACCAUCCGGAGCCGAAGACCACUAAAACGCACGACCUAACCGGACAAGCCAUGGCGAGCAGUGGACAAAAAGUAGUUCUGAUCACGGGUUGCUCCUCCGGCAUCGGGUUACGAAUCGCCGUCCUGCUGGCCAAAGAUGAAAAGAAGCGUUACCAUGUCAUUGCCACCAUGCGGGACCUGAAGAAGAAGGAUAAGCUGGUGGAGGCAGCAGGUGAUGCGUUUGGGAAGACCCUCAUGCUGCUGCCCCUGGACGUGUGCAGUGAUGAGUCAGUCAAGCAGUGCAUCAACAGUGUCAAGAACCGCCAUAUUGAUAUCCUCAUCAACAAUGCAGGUGUGGGCUUGUUGGGACCCGUGGAAAGCAUCAGUAUCGAGGACAUGAAGAGGGUGUUUGAGACCAACUUCUUUGGCGUGGUGAGGAUGAUUAAAGAGGUCAUGCCUGACAUGAAGAAGAGGCGGGCGGGACACAUCGUGGUCAUGAGCAGUGUUAUGGGUCUACAGGGUGUAGUGUUCAACGAUGUCUACACUGCCUCCAAGUUCGCCAUGGAGGGCUUCUGUGAGAGUAUGGCUGUCCAACUGCUCAAGUUUAACGUCCAUUUGUCUAUGAUUGAGCCAGGGCCGGUGCACACUGAGUUUGAGACGAAGAUGAUGGAGGACGUGGCCAAGAUGGAGUACCCAGGAGCUGAUGCAGACACAGUGCGCUACUUUAAAGAUGUUUACCUGCCCUCCUCCAAGGAUAUCUUUGAGGCCAUGGGUCAGACCCCAGAGGACAUCGCCAAGUGUACUAAGAAGGUGAUCGAGUCAAGGAACCCUCGCUUCAGGAACCUGACCAACAGCCUGUACACGCCCAUCGUGGCCAUGAAGUAUGCCGACGAGACAGGAGGCCUGUCGGUCAACACCUUCUACAACCUGCUGUUCAACUUCGGCCCCCUCAUGCACAUCACCAUGAGCAUCCUUAAGUGCCUAACCUGCAGCUGCCUGCGCCGACGCACCAUCUCACCGAACUGAGAGAGACCGGGUCUUGGUAUGAAAUGUAACCCUAUUCCCUAUAUUGUGCAUUACCAGGGUAGAAAGUAGUGCAUUAUAUAGGGAUAGGGUGCCAUUUUGGACAUACCCUGUGAUAAAUAUACAGUGGUGUAGCUCAUUGACACCCAAACCUGGACCACCUGGGGGAAGGAGGGGGCAUGUAGUUCUCGGCGAGAGAGGCCGUGAGAGAACCAGGAUAAGCUUUGGCCAGGCAACACGCACAAUUGCACAAACACAGACAGUACAGUGUGACCUCAUGCAUGGGGCUAGAAGUUUUUUCUGGUCAGAUCAUAUGAUCGGGAAAAACUUCUGGCCCUCCUCAUACAUACACAUGAUUACACACAAACAACUUACCCACAAACACAGCCAGGCAUAUCCUCCGUCCUGGUCUUUUGAGGUGCUGCUGGGGCAAUGACACUGUCUGUCCAUCUGUCUGUCUGUCUGUCCAGCUGUCCGUCCGUCUGUCCGUCCGUCUGUCUGUCCGUCCGUCUGUCCAUCUCUGUCAGUCUGUCUGCCGUCUGUCCGUCUCUGUCUGUCCGUCUCUGUCUGUCCAUCCGUCUGUCCGUCCGUCCCUGUCUGUCCGUCUCUGUCUGUCUGUCCGUCUGUCUGUCUGUCUAUCUGUCUCUGUCUGUCCGUCCGUCCCCGUCUGUCCGUCUCUGUCUGUCUGUCCGUCCGUCUGUCCGUCUCUGUCUGUCCGGCCGUCCGUCCGUCCGUCUGUCCGUCUCUGUCUGUCCGUCUCUGUCUGUCCGUCCGUCCGUCUGUCCGUCUCUGUCUGUCCGUCUGUCUGUAUGUCCGUCUGUCCGUCUCUGUCUGUCCGUUCGUCCGUCUGUCUGUCUGUCUGUCUGAAAAACAAAGCACACAUAACCAGUUACAAAGAAUAACAAAAAACAACAGCAUUGCAAUCACAGUGCAAGCGUAACGUAGCACCCAAUGAACUUAAGACUCAGGCCUUGCUAAACUCUUAGUACAAUGCAGUAUUUUGCUCUGAGUUACGAAGAAUCUACUAGAUUCCUUCAUUGUACAUUUGAUUUGAUGUAUGUCUUUAUAGUAGUAUUGUUGUUUUGCUGUUUAAUCAUAUUAUUUCUACAUCUUUUUAUAUAGAAUGUAUGGUUUUUAAAAGUGUAUGAAUUGAUAGAUUGUUAAUAUCUUAUUUUUGAAAGUAAUUAAUUGAUUUAGAAAUAAACUUCUUGGUUUACU
Oncorhynchus masou masou (cherry salmon) is the source of this 2413-nucleotide messenger RNA. RefSeq names its product retinol dehydrogenase 8-like. The record is from RefSeq and is a predicted model, not a curated record. Gene Ontology annotation, biological process: retinol metabolic process; estrogen biosynthetic process. The coding region runs from base 245 to 1198 and encodes 317 amino acids. Gene Ontology annotation, cellular component: cytosol; cytoplasm. NCBI's taxonomy places the organism in Eukaryota, Metazoa, Chordata, Actinopteri, Salmoniformes, Salmonidae. Gene Ontology annotation, molecular function: all-trans-retinol dehydrogenase (NAD+) activity; estradiol 17-beta-dehydrogenase [NAD(P)+] activity. The transcript has 6 exons.